UUGUAAGAGCGUCGGUUUCUAUACCAGUUACCCCGUUGUUCCGUUUCCGUGUUUUUCUUGUCGCUUUGGAGCGUUUCGCAUCUAAAUGGUCCAUUCCAUGUAAGCGUUUUGUCUUUCGUGGUUUGUGCUGCUUCGGGCCGUACAAAAGAGCAUCAUUUUCCGAUACACUUCCCCGACCGGAAGUCGCCGAUUGGCUGUGGGUGCACCACCACAAAGACCUACGUCGUUGUUGUUCUAGACGGCAUCCAUCCAGAUUGUCGGGACCCAGAGUGCAGUUGUCCGCAAUGGACGCAGAGAGCCGCAACGGACCCGAGCAAGAUUUGGCCCCGUUAAAUAGCGCACCCGCCAGGGUGUUGUGCAAAUUUCACCUGCGUGGCCGCUGCAGACACGGUACGGCUUGCCAGUUCUUACAUUCGGCCCGGCAUGACCCGGAAAGCAUCCUGCCCGAACAUUCGACCCAAAAGGCGAAGGUUGAUAUUGGUCCCAGUACCGGUAAUGCCGGCGCCGCAACAACGGGCAACGGGAAGAAAAAUGGCGAAGUGAACGGCGUGAAAGUACCAGCUACCAGACUCGAUCCGUCCAAGUGGAUCGAUGCACCCGUAUUUGUGCCCAAAUCGCGUCUAUCGGCUGAAAUCUGCCAGUCGGACGGCAAAGACCAGAAGGAAAGAAGCAAUGACGAAGAUGACGAGGAAGACUACACGGACGAGAAGGACGACAGUGGCGGCGCGUGCAGUCUGUCAUACGCCAGCAUCGUUAAAGCUCACAAUAACCACAACGGCAUAGCAGUUCCCCUCUGUCGACCUCCGUCGCCUCCGCUUUGCGUCGACUAUCUAGCCACCGGCAGGUGCUCGGUCGGGAACUGCAACCUCUUGCACGGCCUACGGUGCGAGCUUUGUGACAAAUUCUGCCUGCAUCCGGACGACGCCGAGCAACGCCAACAGCACACAGCCGACUGCAUCAAGCAACACGAGCAGGACAUGGAACACUCGUUCGCCGUGCAGCGCUCGCGCGACAAAGCAUGCGGCAUCUGUCUGGAGACGGUCCUGGAGAAGAGACCGCGCGAACAGCGCUUCGGUAUUCUGCCCAACUGCAAGCAUAUCUUUUGCUUGAGCUGCAUUCGCACGUGGCGCAAGGCAGAUAAUUUUGCAAACAAAAUCAAAAGAGGAUGCCCAACGUGUCGGAUUGCGUCGGACUUUGUGUGCCCAAGCUACGUUUGGAUUGAAACCGACGACGAGAAAAAAAAGCUCAUCGACGAUUACAAACGGGCCUGUAGUGGGACCGAUUGUAUGCAUUUCAAAAAAGGCGCAGCCAAAUGUCCGUUCGGGAACAAAUGCUUCUACCGGCAUGCGCUGGCGAACGGUGAGCUGAUCGAUGUCGGUGCUCCGCCGAGGCGUCGUGUGCAAAAUCGCCCCCGAAACGCGGGUGGAUGGAUAAUGGAGGAGCUGUUCGAGUUCUUGGGUCCGGGACAUACCAUCGUGGACGAGUUCGCGAUCACCUAUCUUACGGACGAUGAUGACUCCGAUUUUGAAGAUCUCGACAUGUACGACAUGGACUACGAUUUCGGAGUUUUCCGGGGUUCGCGAGCGUACGACUCGGAUGAGGACUUAUUAUUCAGCCACUUUGAAUUCUAAGUUGUUUCACACACGCACACACGCACGCACACGGGCGCACAUGGACGACAUGAAAGCGUUCAAUAAGUAUGAGUAAGUGCGGGUGGCAGUCAGCUCAACGUUAAAGCGAAACAAGAUAGGGCCCUAAUAGCCAAACUGUUGCCAUUCAGGUCAACCUCCCCAAAAACAUCACACGCCCCCAUUACUCUUCCUUUAUUGCUGUGCUAUAGUUCUCACAGCAUAAUCAGUCAGUACUGUAGGAUUCUUGAACCGAUCAACCUCAAUACUUUUUCAAGAAGGUGACGAUUCUUACUAAAAGGAUCAAUACCUAAGAUAGACAAACAGCGUUUACCCCUGCGUAAACCCUGUAGCGGAUACACGUCAUUCAAUCGAGAGAACCGCAUGCACAUUCGCUGUUGCAUACUACAUUCGCAGGUCUUUCUAGAAAGAAGUCACUCUUUAUCGUCUGUUUCCUUCGUUAGUCACGUUUCAUUUAUUGUAGUUUAUGUCUAUCGCUAUUUAUUAGUUUGUUUGCUUACCACAAAAUCUAUCAAUUCGUAAAUUUGUAAUGUUCCGGCCACAUUGCUGAACACAUUAAUAUUAUUUAACUUAUUACUUUUAGAUCGUACAGAAGGUUUCCCUAAAUUUGUUUACUUUUCAUACACUCGUGCUCGGCUGUCUAUAUCAGACGUUCGGUACAUGAAGUAGACAAACGUCAUCUGCGUUUACUUACUGCCUUGCCAGCCAGUACGGCUCCUUUCCGGGAAAAUCUAUAUUAUCCGAUGCAACGUACAAUAACCUGCAAUGAUGCGGGCUGUCCCUGCAAAAACACAAAUCGCUCAUGCACCUCCGGAGUGCACCGAUCUGUUAGGCAGCAGGUGUAAGACAUGCAGGACAGCAAGUCGGAUGAAAUCGAGCUUCGCUUAACCAGCUAGAAGGAAUUGUUCGCGUCCGAUAACAGUUACGUUUUCGUUCGAUGGCUAAGGAAAGUGGCUCGAAAGUGGCAAUGUUUCAGGCAGGAUAGUCGGUUGUAUUGCGAUUGAAGAGGAAUAGGAAAGGAUGCACGUUACGAGCACACGGCCUAAAUGCCGGAUAUCUAAUUCAAAAGAGCUGCGAAGAAACUAUAUCAACAAACAAACGAAAAUAAAUAUCUUAAACGGAAA
Messenger RNA from Anopheles coustani, 2773 nucleotides. Its product is annotated as probable E3 ubiquitin-protein ligase makorin-1. Gene Ontology annotation, molecular function: ubiquitin protein ligase activity; metal ion binding. The record is from RefSeq and is a predicted model, not a curated record. The coding region runs from base 285 to 1631 and encodes 448 amino acids. The transcript has 4 exons. Gene Ontology annotation, biological process: protein polyubiquitination. NCBI's taxonomy places the organism in Eukaryota, Metazoa, Arthropoda, Insecta, Diptera, Culicidae.